AAUGAGUUUCAUACCAAAAAGAUCAGCAAGUACUCACAAUACUGGUUUUAGUUCAAUUAUGAUUUUUGCCUAUGAAGAUGUUGCAGAAGGUAUAGUUGAUAGCGACUUUUAUACAGAUAUAGCCGCAGCAAAUAACGGGGCAACUUGUUUGGCCAAAUCCGUAUACAGUAGUAAAUACCUUUGUAAAAAUGCAAUAGAUUUUGUUAGUGGAGCUUUUGGUGGCUAUGAAGAAUGGGUUGGUAAUUGUCAGGGUACUACUUGCAUUGGUCAAUAUCUUAAAGUUACCUUUAAAAUCUUUGGAAUUCCUAUUGUUUAUUGUUUCGCCAAUAGACAAACUUCUAAUAAGUAUAUUACAAAAUUGAAAGUAAAAUGGAGUUCUGGUAUUGAGGAAUAUGCUGCUUUAAAAACAAAUAAACAUCAGAAAUGUUUCAAAUAUUCAAAUAUGUUUAUUGAAACUGAAUUAUAUGUUGAAGUUGUUGAAAAAUAUGCAACUCAAAAUAUUGGGCUUAGUCUUGUUCAAGUGUUUGCCAAAGGUCUGGAAAAGAAAGAAUAUGUUAUUCAAGGUACUGAAUUUCAACAGUACACACUUCCGCCUUAUGUUCAAAACAGUUUUAAUGCAAUUUCAUUCAGUUUAUUUGCGCAUAGAAGCUCUGUAGAUAAUAAUUGUGGUGAUUUUCUUUUAGCUUUCUCUUACAACAAUAGAACAACUUUUCAAGUUUUCUUAUCAAAUUUAAUUGAAAGCUAUAUUGUAAUGUUUUCCCAAGAAACUGAUCUUUAUGAUAAAGACACAAUUCAAGAAUAUAUCAUUUGUGAUGAAUGGAAUCAUUUCUGGAUAACUGCUUCAAAUGAUGCUAUCAAAUUGGGUAAAGGAUUGCUAUAUAAUAAAAAUACACUAAUAACUACUCAUCAACCACCUGAAAUCAAUGGUUUGUCAAAGAAAAUAGAAGUGAAUUUUUUAUCAUGA
Molecule: messenger RNA, 964 nt
Organism: Dimorphilus gyrociliatus
Lineage: Eukaryota; Metazoa; Annelida; Polychaeta; Dinophilidae
Source: the annotation of a GenBank genome assembly